AUGGCGACUCGGCAACCAGCGGAGUCCGCUCCUCAGACACUGGGAGGGCAUGCAGCGAUUAAAAUGCAGACAUACUCAGCAGAUAUCGAGAACGAUCCAGGGCACGAAAACAUACACAACUGUGAUGAUCAAUACACUGUGUUUUCAACCCAAGAAAAACGACUUAUCGUUUUCCUGGUUUCUUUGGCCGGCGUUUUCUCAGCAUUCACAGCAUUCGUCUAUUUUCCAGCGCUUCCCUCGAUCGCAAGCACGAUAUCUGUGUCGAUGGAACUCAUGAACCUCACCGUGACGGCGUACCUUGUCGUUCAGGGCAUCGUACCCUCGGUCCUUGACGAAAUCUCAGAUACUCAAGGCCGCCGAAUUGUAUACCUCUCAGUGUUCACAAUCUACUGCGUGGCCAGUAUUGGUCUUGCCUACCAAAGCUCAUAUGGGCCACUGUUGGUCCUUCGCAUGAUGCAGAGCGCCGGUGCCUCAGGGACUGUUGCCCUGGCUUAUGGGGUCAUUGCAGAUAUUGCUCCACCUCACGAGCGAGGGGGUUUCGUUGGGACCGCACAUGUUGGUUGGUACGCCGCUCCAAGUCUAGGCCCUGUUCUUGGAGGUAUCCUCGCGCAAUACGCUGGAUGGCGAUGGAUAUUCCGAUUUCUUGCAAUUCUUUCAGGGAUUGUUUUAGUGAUGUUUGUCCUGGUUUUACCAGAGACGAGCCGAAAAGUCGUUGGAAACGGUGAGCGUUUUCCUAAGGGAAUCAGCCAAUCGAUUAUAAUAUUUCGCAAGCGAAGCAAGACCCCGAAUCUUUACCAAAAACCUGCUAUCCGAGGAAAAUUGGCAUUUCCGAAUCCUCUCCGGUGCCUGAAAAUGGUAUUGCACAAGAACACAUCUCUCUUGCUGCUUGCCAAUGCCAUCUUCUAUCUUCAAUACUCCUGCGUCCAGGCAUCUCUCGCUCCCCUGCUGCAGAAACUAUAUGGUUUAUCAACACUGCAGUCAGGAUUGUGCUAUCUAACUUACGGAGUUCCUGGAAGCAUUGCUUCCUACGUGGUCGGGCGAAUUGCAAAUCAUGAUUACAGGGUGACCGCAAAGUCGCAUAACCUCUUCAUUGACACGAAGAGAGGAGAUGACAUUCUGAAAUUUCCAAUUGAGAAGGCAAGGCUCCGAACGAUAUGGGUGUACAUUAUACUCGCUUCGGGGGCCACAAUCGGAUACGGAUGGGCACUAGAGACGACGACCCAUCUGGCAGUUCCCCUCAUAACUCAAGUGAUAACAGGGUUAACAGUGACAGGAAUUUUCAAUGCUACGAACACACUAAUUGUCGAUCUCUAUGCCGAUGAGGCUAUGACGGCGAGCGCUGCUGUAAGCAUUACCAGAUGUUUUGUUGCGGCUGUUGGGAUCUCGAUUCUCCAGCCUCUUUUCGAUGCAAUCGGUGUCGGUUGGACAUUUACCAUCAUUGGAUUCAUGUGCUAUCUGACAGUGCCGAUGCUAUGGGUUCUUCAUCGGUGGGGUUGGGAGUGGAGGCAGCAAAAGGCUCAAGGAUAG
This is a messenger RNA of Exophiala bonariae, 1527 nucleotides long. RefSeq lists its product as uncharacterized. Gene Ontology annotation, molecular function: transmembrane transporter activity. The record is from RefSeq and is a predicted model, not a curated record. The transcript has a single exon. Gene Ontology annotation, cellular component: plasma membrane. NCBI's taxonomy places the organism in Eukaryota, Fungi, Ascomycota, Eurotiomycetes, Chaetothyriales, Herpotrichiellaceae. Gene Ontology annotation, biological process: transmembrane transport. Bases 1 to 1527 code for a protein of 508 amino acids.